AUGACAAUCGGAAACGAGAACACUGCAGAUCACAGUAAUUCUUUCCCCAUUCGUUUAUUGCAUUUCAUUUCAUCGGAUAAACUUUCGGAAGCGAUAACGCUGUUGCUAAAAUUGGGUGUCCAGUCGUCAGCGAUAUACAGUGAUUUUUUGGCCAGUUGCCGGCGAAAUUUGAAUGAUCAGCUUUCGACGAUACAGUCACAAAAACAGUUCGCUGUUCAAGCUACGAUUUUUCUUUAUUUAUUGAAGGACGCUGUCGAUGUUUUGGAAUUUGUGGAUAAUUGUUGUAGCGCGUUUUUAGCCGAUUUGUCACUGGUUACCGCGCUCAGUCAACGGUUCUUUCCAAAUCAGAUACAGAAGCAAACUAUGGAAUUAGCUACUUUACUUACACUAACUUUCACUAACUUCAAUUACCACAAUUGUCAUGCUGACGAAGUCCAAUUGUGGAUUGGUAAGAAAUGUAUACGACUCAGUGAACCGAAACACUUCUUACCAUUAUAA
Molecule: messenger RNA, 498 nt
Organism: Gongylonema pulchrum
Lineage: Eukaryota; Metazoa; Nematoda; Chromadorea; Rhabditida; Gongylonematidae
Source: the annotation of a GenBank genome assembly